Molecule: messenger RNA, 1439 nt
Organism: Lactuca virosa
Lineage: Eukaryota; Viridiplantae; Streptophyta; Magnoliopsida; Asterales; Asteraceae
Source: the annotation of a GenBank genome assembly
CUUUACGCCCUAAUCUCUCACUAUAAAAAGGCGAUCAUUUUUCUUCUUUCCAAAUCAAAAUCAACAUAAAAAGUCUAUUUUCAAUGGCGUUCAAGCAAAACAUAGUUCAGCGGAUGUUCAACAUCUGCAAUAACAAAUUCUCCAAUCAGACGUUACGCAACUGCCGCAUUUCACCGUCCUCCGCCGCCGCUCAAGUUUUUAUGCCACCUAAUCCUGACAGAAUGGCACCAGAUCCGGGAGACGAUACGAUUUUUCGGAGGUUUCUCCAGCGACGGCCGCUGGACCUAUCGUCCUCCGCCAUGCCGGAGAUCCUUCGGUCGAGAGGAGAGAGCAUGUUGGAAAAACUAAAGGAGAUGGACAUUACGAGAGGCCGGAUCCGUCUCGAUGUGAUCUCUCCUCCGAUGGAGAGAUCUUCCGAGGGGGAGUUGACGGUGGCGCACGCUAAGAAGAUCCUUAGGGUUUCGCAAAUCGAAACGUUGAAAUCGAAGUUGAGAAGCUCUCGUAAAAAUCACGUCUCGUAUGACGAGUUCGUUGAGAUUUGUAUGGAAGGAUGUUCGAACAGAGAUCAAGGGUUAGAUUUGGCCAAAGCCCUUGACGAUUCUGGUUCCGUCAUCGUAUUAGGAAACGUUGUUUUCCUCAAGCCUGAACAGGGAAGACUGAGAAACCAGAUCUAAAAACGUGUAGUCUCACACGUUUGUUUGAGGUGGUGAAAGCAAUCAAUGAGUUGCUGCCGGCGACACAUAACCCACCGGUUGAAGAAUUGGAAGAGAUGGAGAGGUGGAAGUCAGCCAUUGAUGCUAAAGCUAAAAAAAUGGUGGAAAGAGAGCUAUGGGGUGGUCUAGCCUACCUAAUGAUUCAGACAGCUGGGUUCAUGAGGCUCACAUUUUGGGAGCUUUCAUGGGAUGUGAUGGAACCUAUUUGCUUUUAUGUCACAUCAAUGUAUUUCAUGGGUGGAUAUGCUUUUUUCUUGAGGACAGCAAAAGAGCCUUCUUUUGAAGGCUUCUUUCAGAGCAGGUUUAGUUCAAAGCAGAAGAAGUUGAUGAAACGUGAAGGGUUUGAUGUUGAAAAAUACAUGGAGUUGAGAAAAGCUUAUUAUCAAGAGCCAUGGCCAAGGGAAAAGUCAUUGGUUGGUGAAGCGACUAAAAAGUCAUUUACUUGAACAUAAAAUUUAUAUUGUAGAUGAAAUAGAAAUUCUAUUUAAUCCCCCCCCCCUGAAAAUCUCCCUAUAUUUCUUUUCAUCCCCUCGGCAUUCUGUCUUGAGUUUUGUUUCUGUUCUUUUUUUCUAUUUCUAAACAUUAAGUAAAGAAAUUAUGAAAGGGGAAAAACUGCAAAAUUGAGAGAGCUGCAGUUCUAUAUUUAAAGGGUUGAUGAGAAUAUUGUUGGAUACAGUUAACCAAAUUGCAAGACUAACAAACGAGAAUAUAACAUAUUCAAUGGGU